Molecule: messenger RNA, 4304 nt
Organism: Linum trigynum
Lineage: Eukaryota; Viridiplantae; Streptophyta; Magnoliopsida; Malpighiales; Linaceae
Source: the annotation of a GenBank genome assembly
UCGCAGGAGAAGCAGGCUUCCGACAAGUUAUGGUACAGACAGAUUCGAUGACGACCAUCAGGCUGAUAUAGUCGGCCUCGACGAGACAUCCACAUAGCACUUUGAUUUCGGAGAUCUGUAGGUCGAUGUAGCGAGAUUGGGAGGUGCAAUUCAUACACGUUUUUUCGGGAAGGCAACUUUGUAACCGACUAUAUGGCCUCUUUGGGUCACUCUUUGUUGAUGUGGUCCAUUUGUUUGAUAAUCCUAACGCGUUGCUGAACUAUUGUCUGUACUUUGAUACUAUUGGUGUUCAUACCUCUCGACCAAUUAAUAUACAAGGGUUAGGGUGUCACUAGCGCUAUGUAUUACACAAAAAAAAAGUUAUACAAUCACAAGCCACAACGUAACUUGGUAACUGAGGCCUUGGGUUGAGAUACCUUGGACUCAAAUUGGGUUCGUAGUCCAGCAAAAGCUUUGCCAAAAUAAUGGGCCCGUGAGUUGGAAAGAAGAUUAGGCCCAUUUCGCUGGCCUGUUUGUAACCAACUCCUUUCUUUUGUGGACCUCUUAUUCGUCUUCACUUCUUCCCCAACAAACACUUCCCAGUUUCCGUACCGAACCACAGAAAAAAAGGCGUCUCCAUUUUUCGGCAUCGCAGAAAAGGAGCUGUGGCUUUGCCUGCCGUGCUGGGGGAAGCCAAUAGAGCGCGCCAAAAGGAAAUGGGCAUUGGCAAGAAGACAUAAAACCUUUGAUUCCAGCUCUCAGAGUGAAAUGGUUCAGUUUCUGGGUUCAGUUCGAGUGACACCUUACACUCUGUCCAAUUUCGCGCAUUCCAGACACCACAUCCCACUCAGCAGCAGCUCUUCGUUUCCCUCCUCAAGAAUUGGCUUCUCUCCUUUCAGGAGGAUUCUCCGAGCUUGCAUUCAGUCAAGUACGUUCAGUGUCCAAAGUUUCACUGUUCUUUAUGCCUUGUUUUGAAUUGGGUAGCUGGAAAUUUGAAGCUGAAAGAAAUAUAUGGAGUCAAAAUUUGGAGCUUUGAUUCAAUCAGGUUGGAAUGGAAGCAUGGGCGGUGCUACAUUCGACUGGGUUGUACUUCCAAUUGCCUUGUUUUGCUCCCAUUUGGGUUCAACCUUCUGCAACUUCUGGCAGAGUGGCAGUUAUAGUAGGAUCUACUUGCAUCAUUUUUUAUAGACAAACUUUAGUUUAAGGUCCUUGACUCCUUGUAGAGGAACCUCGAAUGACUGUGGUACCCAACGGCAACAUUCUCUUCAAUUCUUUGCGUUUUAUCCUUUGUUCCCGAUGGUGUUAGAAUUGGUAUUAAAGAGACACAUUCUUGCUCUUUUUGGGACAUCAGAUGGGGGGUUUUGUUUUACUGAAUGGGAAUGCUUUUUCUAGUAGAAGAUAGUUCUCGGUUCAAGUAGCUAUCAGUUUAUCUUAUGUGCACCAUGCACAGACACAGAGGGAUCUACUUUUGUUUUGUCAUGGUUUUUAAUAGGUUAUUGGUAUGCAAGUGGAUUAUGUUCUAACAAGGGAUCACUUACAGAUUCAUGUGGGAAAUUUGACACACAGUUACCUUCGGACCAGCCUGAGAUCAUGUUCUUGGGAACAGGAACUAGUGAAGGCAUUCCUCGUCUAAGUUGCCUGACUAAUCCUCUGAAGAAGUGUGAGGUAUUGUCACCAAUUUGAACACCGUUUCUACGUUUAUAUCCUGUGCAGGGUUGGAUGUCAUCUUUGAAGUUUGCACUUAAUUCAUCACGAUUUGAUCUGAAAAUCCUUCUUGGUUUCCUAGGUUUGUUCAAAAGCAAUAGAACCUGGUAAUAAGAAUAAGGGGCUGAACACAAGCAUCCUCAUUCUUGAUAGAUGCUGGAAAGUAAGUGGAGCUUCAUCUCAUGUUCUGGCAUGAUGAACAUGCAUUUAUUACUAGUUUGGAAAUGCUUUUGCGGUGGGGUUUACCUCAAGCCGAUAAAGGAAUUCGUGUUGUUCUGGAAACUAUCUAUUGGGACAAACAAUUACUUUUAAUGAAGAAUAGCCUUCAUCAUGAUUUCUUGGAUUAAAUUUGCCAUUUUUUUAAUAUAUUUUGCAGGUUUUUCUACCACAGUGCUCUUCGGUGGUUUCCUGCAUAUGGGUUUGUUCUUAUUCUACAUACUCAUAGCAUUUCCACUGAAAGUAUUAUGAGUUGGUAAAAUGACAUUAUCAAUUUGUAUGAGAUUAGUGUUGCUUUAGUAAUAUCAUUGACUAAUUUCUUACCUGACUUCUGCAUUUUCAAUAAGUUUCUAUGUCUACUGAAUGAGAAGGGAUGGUAGUGUUGCUCACUCGCUUUGCUUGGUCCUUUAGCUAUCCAGUAGGCAGUAACUGACAGUUUAAUUAGAGAUGGCCAUGAAUUUUCAUGUAUUAGAUGGAUGAGAGUCUACACACCUUUCAGCAUAUAACAGUAUUUUGAAACUAACUGCAAUGUCUUGUACUCAUGUUUUCAGUAAUUUCUUAAAGGAUCUAGCGUUAGCAGCACAUAACCAUUUUUAGCUCUGAGAAGGAUUUAAAUUGGUUAGAGUUCUCAUGCUUCUGCAACGAGGUAAGCUGACUGUUUGCCUGUUUCCUCCGUUAUUGUCUGUGCACUUUCGUACGGUAUUUCCCCACAUAUAGCGACUUCAAAUUUCUGUCAGGCUAAGAACAAUUGAUGCGGUUGUUAUUACUCAUUCUCAUGCUGAUGCCAUUGGAGGUCUCUGACACUAACUUCCGAAUCCGUUUCUAGAUAAAAGCCUUAAAGUUAAGAUAUGCAUGACAUUUUGAGUCAUAGAUGGUAUAAUUAGUUUAACUAUUUUAGAACCAGAAACUAAGAGAACGUGCAGCAAUUUAUAUAACCAAAACUUAGAAUUAUGGCUUUCUUUCUGUUUUGAUGUUUCGAAGUGCACAAUUUAAUCAAAUUGACUGGCAUUUGUUGUUACAGUUUACACCUUUGACGGUCUGGCAUGGAAAAGCUUACCGCUCCCUUGGUUUUCGAUUUGGUAACGUAUUUUACAUCAGGUAAUAAUAAUCUUGCCCUCUAAACCAUAGUCUCUAAUCUCUAUCCUUCCAUACCAUUUAGUUCGAUCCCAAGAAGUAGAGAAUCUCCUUAAUCCUGUUUUCAUAUUACAGUAAUGUCAGUGAUUACCGGAUCAAACAUACCCGCUUCUCGAGGAUUGUGACCUCCUGAUCAUGGUUUCUCUCUCUCUUACCAAAACAUACUUCUUUUGCCUUAUGCUCCGAUGUCAUUGGCUUAUUGAUUAUACUUCAAUCAAAAAAAUUCAGGAUGAUUUGAGGCCGGAUCGAUCUUCCACUACACACUUUGGACUCCCAAGGGUAUGUUCCACGCUAUGCUACAUUUUUUUUUCUUCUCUCUUUCAGUUCAUGAAGAUUGAGUCAGAUACAGACGGGUCAGCUGCUCAUUUUUGUACUUGUUGUUUUCAGGCAUUAGAUGAAGUACGGAAAAUCAAACCGAAGAGAACUCUUUUCACUAGUAUGAUGCACCUAAUGGAUCACGAGAAGCUCAGCGAAUACCUUAUGCAGUUGAUGGAGACGGAAGGACUCGAUGUUCAGUUAUACCUACAUAACUUCCUUUUUUAUCCUGUGCAAUUUGUCUCUAUCGCAUGAACUCAUUCAUAAAAGAUCAUUCUGAUGUAAUGUCCGAGCUCAUCAUGCGAAAGCAAUUAACGGUCAAAGUUCAAUCCUUUGUUAACGUUUUGCAAUUUCUCUGUAGAGACAAAAAAGAAUGAGAGGGGAAGUAGAGACCGUUAAGGGAGAGUUAUCAGACUUCGCUGUUAGAGGCGCUCUCGUCGUCAACAUUGGAGAUCUUUUGCAGAUAAUGUCGAACGACGAGUACAAGAGCGUGGAGCACAGGGUGCUGGCGAAUCCAUCCAUGGAGCCACGGGUCUCGGUGGCUGUGUUCUUCAAUUCGGAUGAGCAGGAGACAGUUCUGGGACCGAUCCCGGAGCUGAUCUCGCCUGAGAAAGGUUCUUCACCAAAGAGUUGGAUAUCAGAACCCUCACCAAUUUCUACAAGCUGUAAGAAAAAGAAAAAAACUGGUGCAUCUGAUCGCUUGUACUUGGCUAGAAAAAGAUGGUGUGCGCUCGUACAAAGUAGUGUCUCAUCUUACAUUAGUGGGACAAACAGUGCAUACUAAAUGGUUAGCAUGGUUAUAACCAAACCAAAUAAGGCUAAAUUCCAUUAAUUAUGGAAUACAAUAUGAUAACCAAACCGUCCAAACUAAUACAACAACCAAAUUAACCAAACUAAAGCUUAAUCGGUUUGGUUAAUUGGUUAACCAGAUUAACUAAUAUAAAAUCACAUUAUCA